AUGGAAGCUUGUCACUCUCCAGAGCAAUUUAAUAUCACCUUAUACAUGGCCACAUUUGUUGCCGUCGUCACCCUUGAGGCAUUUGCUGGCAUGUGGAUAAAUGCUUUCAUUGUUUCUGUGACUUGCAUGUCCUGGGUGAGAAAGAAAACCUUGAAGUCUAACGAGAAGGUCUUAUUGGUUGUGGGAUUCUCCAGGUUUUGGUAUUUGUGCAUCUCAUGGAUAUAUUCCCUCCUUGCAAUAAUUUCUUUCAAAUACCUUCAUUUUCACCAAACACUUCAAGUUGUUCUAUUUAUUUAUACCUUCCUUAAUUAUUUCAACUUGUGCGUUUCAGCCUGUCUUUGUGUCUUUUAUUGUAUAAAAAUUGCCACUUUCAUAUCGAACAGCUUCUUCAUCUACCUGAAGGUAAAAAUUGACAGGAUGGUGCCCUGGCUCUUGUCGGGGUCAGUGCUUUUUGCCUUGGCUAUCAGUAUCCUUGCCUAUGAUAUUGCUUGAAAACUGCACAGUAAGGAUCGCAAUUCCACCUGUCCAUUAAAUUUUUUGAAGGAAAGUAUCAAAAUUCAUGAACAUUUUUUCCAUAUUUAUUUCAUCACUGACUUUGGAUAUGCUGCUUCAUUCAUGGCGGUCAUCUUCUCUUCCCUUCUCCUUCUCUUUUCUCUCUGGAGACACAGAUGCAACAUGCAGACAAACUCCAUGAAGGACCUCAGCAUGGAUGCCCACAUCAAAGCCAUAAAAUCCGUUCUCUCCUUCGUAAUUGUCGUGGUUUUGCCCACCAUAAUGUACAGCAUCAAAUUUAUAUGUUUGAUCUUGACAACAAUUUAUUCUGUUAAGAAUGAAAAUGCUGUGAUAUUUCUUGUAUUCGUGUAUCUGUAUGCUUUUCCAGGUCUUCAUUCCCUUGUUCUGAUUUUCAGCAAUCCCAAACUGAAAAACACACUGCUAAGGAUUCUGCCCUGUGUGAAGUGCAAGGUUUGCAUGAGGUAG
Empidonax traillii (willow flycatcher) is the source of this 978-nucleotide messenger RNA. Its product is annotated as taste receptor type 2 member 40-like. The transcript has 3 exons. The record is from RefSeq and is a predicted model, not a curated record. Gene Ontology annotation, molecular function: G protein-coupled receptor activity; bitter taste receptor activity. NCBI's taxonomy places the organism in Eukaryota, Metazoa, Chordata, Aves, Passeriformes, Tyrannidae. Gene Ontology annotation, cellular component: membrane. Gene Ontology annotation, biological process: G protein-coupled receptor signaling pathway; sensory perception of taste; detection of chemical stimulus involved in sensory perception of bitter taste.